AUGUGUGCCAAUUCAGUGUCCAGAAGUGCUGCAAUAUUAAAGAGCUGGAGAAAUGACCUUACAUUUCCUAACCAUUUCAACAUUGCUGUUAGCGAAACCAAUUCUACACUUAUCCUAAGUCAAAAUCAACUGCAAGCACCCAGAUUUACGACUUCUUCUUUGAGCGUCAGCAUCAUUAGGCUAGGAACAACAAAAAUUGUGCAAUGUCAAGCAUUCGAUAAAAGUUAUUUUCCUAGAUCUUCUUCAUCUUCCUAUGUAAAUUCUUCUAUUGAUAGUGAUGACGAAAUUAUUACUACACCAUAUGAGCAAGUUCCAUCAGAUAAUAAUGAACAGAGUGCUGAGAAUAGUGAUUGUGAUGAAUGGUGUGAUUUAGAAGAAGAUGUAGAUGGUGACGAUUUUGUAGUAAGAAAGAAUACAUUAGUUGGUAUUGAACCACAUGUGGUACGAAACCAAUAG
Messenger RNA from Diabrotica balteata, 456 nucleotides. Lineage: Eukaryota; Metazoa; Arthropoda; Insecta; Coleoptera; Chrysomelidae. The record is from the annotation of a GenBank genome assembly.